This is a messenger RNA of Columba livia (rock pigeon), 4468 nucleotides long. RefSeq names its product smoothened, frizzled class receptor (gene SMO). Lineage: Eukaryota; Metazoa; Chordata; Aves; Columbiformes; Columbidae. Gene Ontology annotation, biological process: smoothened signaling pathway; pattern specification process; commissural neuron axon guidance. Bases 955 to 3357 code for a protein of 800 amino acids. The record is from RefSeq and is a predicted model, not a curated record. The transcript is spliced from 12 exons. Gene Ontology annotation, molecular function: patched binding; transmembrane signaling receptor activity. Gene Ontology annotation, cellular component: dendrite; cilium; plasma membrane.
UUUUCCCCUCCUCCAGCAGCCCCCCCCUUCGGGAGAACACUCCUCAAUCCCCCCCUUUCUUCCGCAAACCCCCAACUUUUCUCCUUAAAACCCCGACUUUUCUCCUCAAAAACUCAUCCCCUUCCUGCCCGCUCGAAAAAAAGUAACUUUUUCCUCACAAAAAGCUACUUUUCUCCUCAGGAGCGAGCUAUCCCCUUUCCUUGUUACCUCCCCUUUUCCUCCUCAAAACCCCCACUUUCUCCUCAAAACCCCCACUUUCCUCCUCAAAAACUCAUCCCCUCCCUACCCGCUCGGAAAAAAAGUAACUUUUUCCUCACAAAAAGCUACUUUUCUCCUCAGGAGCGUGCUAGCCCCCUUUCCUCCUCAAAAUCCCCACUUUUCUGCUUAAAACCGCGACUUUUCUCCUCAAAACCCCAACUUUUCUCCACAAACCCCCCACUUCCCUUCUCUAAAACUCAUCCCCUCCCUGCCCGCUCGAAAAAAAGGAACUUUUUCCUCACAAAAAGCUACUUUUCUCCUCAGGAGCGAGCUAUCCCCUUUUCCUUCUCAACUCCCCCUUUACACCCCGACUUUUCUCCUCAAAACCCCGACUUUUCUCCUGAAAACCUCCACUUUUCUCCUCAAAACCCCCACUUUCCACCUCAAGAACUCGUCCCCUCCCUGCCCGCUCGAGAAAAAGUAACUUUUUCCUCACAAAAAGCUACUUUUCUCCUCAGCGAAGGGCUGCCCCCCCCCCUCCCCGCGCCGCGUCUCCUCAGCCCGCCCCGGCGGGGGGCGCGGGGCCGGGCCGCGCUGAGGGAGGAGGAGGAGAGGGGGGAAGAAGAAGAAGGAGAAGAGGAGGAGGAGGAGAAGGCGGGGAAGCGGCCCCGCUCCGCUCCUCGGCGAGCUCAACAAAGGGCCGUCGGGGCAUGGCCGGGGCCGGGGCCGGGCCGCCCGCCUAGCGCCGGGUGCGGGAUGGCGCUGCAGGGCGGCGGGUGGCGGUGGGCGCUGGCGCUGGGGAUGGCGCUGGCCCUGGGCGGCCGCCGCUGCCCCGCCGCCCCGCUCCUCAACGCCUCGGCCGUUCCCGAGCGCUGCCGCCGCCCCGCGUCCUGCGAGCGGCUCCGCUACGGCGCCUGCCUGGGCUCCGCGCUGCCUUACGCCGCCACCUCCACGUUGCUGGCGACCGAUUCGGCUUCGCAGGAGGAGGCGCACGGAAAGCUGCUGCUCUGGUCCGGCCUGCGCAACGCCCCGCGCUGCUGGGACGUCAUCCAGCCGCUGCUCUGCGCCGUCUACAUGCCCAAGUGUGAGGACGGGCAGGUGGAGCUGCCCAGCCAGACCCUCUGCCAGGCCACCCGCGCGCCCUGCACCAUCGUGGAGCGCGAGCGCGGCUGGCCCGACUUCCUCAAGUGCACCACCGACCGCUUCCCCGAGGGAUGCCCGAACGAGGUGCAGAACAUCAAGUUCAACAGCUCGGGGCAGUGCGAGGCGCCGCUGGUGCGGACAGACAACCCCAAGAGCUGGUACGAGGACGUGGAGGGUUGUGGCAUCCAGUGCCAGAACCCGCUCUUCACUGAGAAGGAGCACCGCGAGAUGCACGUCUACAUCGCCGCCUUCAGCUCCGUCACCAUCUUCUGCACCUUCUUCACCUUGGCCACAUUUGUCGCUGACUGGAGGAACUCCAACCGCUACCCUGCUGUCAUCCUCUUCUACAUCAACGCCUGCUUCUUCGUGGGCAGCAUCGGCUGGUUGGCGCAGUUCAUGGACGGUGCACGCGAUGAGAUCGUGUGCCGGGCCGAUGGCACCAUGCGGCUGGGGGAGCCUACCUCCAACGAGACGCUCUCCUGCGUCAUCAUCUUCGUCAUUGUGUACUACUCACUGAUGUCGGGUGUCAUCUGGUUCGUCAUGCUGACAUAUGCCUGGCACACCUCCUUCAAGGCGCUGGGCACCACCUACCAGCCGCUGCUGGGCAAGACCUCCUACUUCCACCUCAUCACCUGGUCCAUCCCCUUCGUCCUCACCGUGGCCAUCCUGGCCGUGGCGCAGGUGGAUGGUGACUCUGUCAGCGGCAUCUGCUUCGUGGGGUACAAGAACUACCGCUACCGGGCCGGCUUUGUGCUGGCGCCCAUCGGGCUCGUCCUCGUCGUGGGUGGCUAUUUCCUCAUCCAGGGGGUCAUGACGCUCUUCUCCAUCAAAAGCAACCACCCCGGGCUGCUGAGCGAGAAGGCGGCCAGCAAGAUCAACGAGACCAUGCUGCGGCUGGGCAUCUUCGGCUUCUUGGCCUUUGGCUUCGUCUUCAUCACUUUUGGCUGCCACUUCUACGACUUCUUCAACCAGGCAGAGUGGGAGCGCAGCUUCCGGGAAUACGUCCUGUGUGAGGCCAACGUGACCAUUGCCACGCAGACCAACAAGCCCAUCCCGGACUGUGAGAUCAAGAACCGUCCGAGUCUGCUUGUGGAGAAGAUCAACCUCUUCGCCAUGUUCGGCACCGGCAUCUCCAUGAGCACCUGGGUCUGGACCAAGGCCACCCUCCUCAUCUGGAAACGCACCUGGUGCAGGCUGACGGGGCAGAGUGACGACCAGCCCAAGAGGAUCAAGAAGAGCAAGAUGAUCGCAAAAGCCUUCUCCAAGCGCAAGGAGCUGCUGCGCGACCCGGGCCAGGAGUUGUCCUUCAGCAUGCGCACCGUGUCACACGACGGCCCCGUGGCCGGGUUAGCAUUUGACAUCAAUGAGCCGUCGGCUGAUGUGUCCUCGGCCUGGGCCCAGCAUGUCACCAAGAUGGUGGCCAGGAGAGGAGCCAUCCUGCCCCAGGACAUCUCCGUGACACCCGUGGCGACACCUGUGCCACCGGAGGAGAGGGCCAACCUCUGGGUGGUGGAGGCCGACGUCUCCCCCGAGCUGCAGAAGCGCAGUGGCCGCAAGAAGAAACGGAGGAAGAAGAAGAAAGAGGUGUGCCCGAGCCCUGAGCGCUGCCUUGGGGACCCCGCAGCCCCCCUGGCCCCCAGCACCGUCCCUCGGCUGCCCCGCCUGCCCCCCCAGCCCUGCCUGGUGGCCUUUGUCCCCGAUGUCCCCCUGGGGCCCUGCCAGCCUGAAGCCACCUUCGCCAGGGGACCAUGGGACGGCCGCCGCAGAGCCAAUGUCUUCCACCUCAUCAGCAACCCCUUCUGCCCCGAGAGCGGCUCCCCGGAGGAGGAGCACCCCGGCCCCAGCAGCGGGCACUGGCAGCACAACGGGGGUCCCCGCUGGCCCCCAGACCCAGCGCCCCUGCCCCACGGCCGAGGCGGGACGAGGACUCCAGGCCGACGGGCUGGCUUGGCCCCCAUCCACUCGCGGACCAACCUGGUGGAUGCCGAGCUGCUGGACGCCGACUCGGACUUUUAAGCCUGUCAGGACGUUAGGAGGGGAUGGGGACACCUGGGGUGAGACCCGAAGCCUCAUCCCACACAAGGGGACACCGAACGCCACCCUGUCCCGCUGGGACCAGUCCCGAGUGUCUCUCCGGCCCAGCCACGGCUGAUUUCUCCCCUCAGAGGACAGCGUUUCUCCUCACAUCGCCCGGACAGACUCCAUGCACGUUCCAGGCUGCUGGUAGAAAGGUUUUGGGGUCCUCCCUGGCAUCACUGGCAGAAGAGAAACAGGGGGUCGGUGGAACAAACCCCACCCAGGUCCUGCAGGGAGUUAAGGACAAGGGGGACGCUGCUUUUGCCACCGACAGGAGCGGGUGGCUCCCCCGGGACAGCGGGUGAACGCAGCUCAGGGUAGAUUUUGAGCUUUGUCCCACGUUUUGGGGUGCUGGGACCUGCUGGCACCCCUCACUCACCCCCUUGCCCCCCCACGGCUAGACGGUACAUAGAGCUUCCAAACACUUGUGCCAAUAGGGGUUUUUUAUUUUGAAGUUUUAAAUUUUUGUGUGGUACACCGAGGCGUGGCGGGCGGGCACGGCCUCCGCUCGGGGCUGCGGCCGAGAGCGGCAUGAGCCGACCCCCCCGGCACAGGGGUGGCACCGGUAUUCCCGGGGUGCACCCGUUUCUCUGGGUACACCCGUAUAUUUUUUCAGGGCUCCCAAAGUGCCUGCCAGCUCCCCAGAGAGCUGAACCAGACCCAAAAAGGAGGGUUGGUGGGGUGACGGUCAGAAAAACAGGUGCUCCCUCCGCCACAAUGCAAAACAAUAAUAAAACUUUAAAAACUCGGGGUGCACAAGGCGAACCAGGGUCACCUUUGCUGUCUGAGUGCAACAACCCUUGGAGUAAAGCUUUUUAUAAUUUUUAUUAAGAAAAAAUAACCCCGAAUUACAGUGAAUGCGGCUGAACCCUGAGGCAGGAGCUACUCCAGUCCCUGCUGGGUUUUAUCUGCCUGUUAUCCCCCUAUACAUGUGUAUGAAAUCCCGGUAGGCUCCUGGCUCUCCCGCUAUCCCGGUGACAACCAUGGGUUAAUUUUUGCUGUAUAAAGGAAAAUUGUCCUGUAUCAGUAUUAAAUUUGCCAAGUUUCCGUU